Molecule: messenger RNA, 6889 nt
Organism: Agelaius phoeniceus (red-winged blackbird)
Lineage: Eukaryota; Metazoa; Chordata; Aves; Passeriformes; Icteridae
Gene: INO80D
Product: INO80 complex subunit D
Cellular component (GO): nucleus
Source: RefSeq, a predicted model, not a curated record
AUGUUAUGUCCUCGCAGUGCCUGUAGUGGUGCUAUAGGAGGCUGCUGGCUCUCUUCUUGAGCAGCCCCAGCAGCCCUGCCUUCUUUGCUGGAGAAUAUAUUCAGGGAUUCCCCUUAAUAAUCACCUACCCUCUGAGCACUUUGUAGUUUUAAAAUAAUAAAAGAGCCCCCAAAGCUUCCUCCCCACAAAAAGCAGGAUCUUCUCAGAGACAGGGGGGCAGCAGCUCCUCAGCACAGAGCCCGAGCACAUUCCCAGUCCCUCUGCUGGGGAGGAAACUCUGAUCUGUCAGCCCAACAGAGGGAAAGGGGGGAGAGGAGAGAGAGGAGGGAAAAAAAAGCAGCUGGAAAGGGAAAAGAAGGUCUGGUAGUUGUGAAGUGAGUGCACUGGAAGACCCAUCAUCGCACUUCACCCCGCACAGACAAUCUGCUUCAUCUUGGUUCAUCAUCAUUCCAAGAUAGUGGUGUCCUUGGGGCUCUCUCUUAACACUGACAUGGUGCAGAAGAUUUAAAAUCAGCUGAUGUUCACAAGGAAUAGAGUCACGUGAUGUAUGAAGGCAAACACAUACACUUCUCUGAGGUUGACAAUAAGCCCUUGUGCUCCUAUAGCCCCAAACUGUGCAAGCAGAGGCGACUUAACGGCUACGCCUUCUGUAUCAGACACGUUCUGGAGGACAAGACUGCCCCCUUCAAGCAAUGUGAAUAUGUGGCCAAGUACAACAGCCAACGCUGCACCAACCCCAUCCCCAAGUCUGAGGACCGUAGGUACUGCAACAGCCACCUGCAGGUACUUGGCUUUAUACCGAAAAAGGAGAGGAAGAAAAAGAAUGAUCCCAUAGAGGAGGUAAAGGUCAGGCAUCAGAUGGAUGCUAUGGCCUUCGGUCUGACAGUGCCCACCCUGGCCUUGAAGAUGCCCAAUGGACUGGAUGGGAUGUCCCUCUCCCCUCCAGGGGCAAGGCUUCCUCUCCACUACCUGGAGGCAGAAUUAGAAGACCCCUUUGCUUUCAAUGAGGAGGAUGAUGACCUAAAGAAAGGGGCAACAGUGAAGAAAAAGUUGCAGAGCAAGUUGGCUCACAACCGGCAGCGCCAGAGAGAGACAGAGAUUUUAAAAGUUCGCCAAGAGCACUUUAGCCCCAUUCCUGCACCUUUGCAGCAGCAGCCUCUGCAGCAGCAGCAGCACUCCCAUCUGCCACCUUCAUCAGCUUCGUUAAAGCCGACAGGGCUACCGCAGGGCAUAGUCUGCAAGUCACCUCAACCUCUGAACACCAGCCUACCAAUGCAGGGAGUGGCACCCACCACACACACUAUAGCACAAGCGCGGCAGUUGUCCAACAAGAGACCUCUGCCUCUCCUGCCACCCGCCAGGGCUCCUGGCACGGACCCGCCAAGGACUGACCGGGUCCUGAUGAAAGCCACAGCCUUCCCUCCGCACUCGUCCUGCAUGAGCCGGCUCCAGAGACUGGUGAAACUGUGCACUCGAAAACAGCAGCUGGACACUGAUCUGUUUCCUCACUUAGGGCUGGAUUGGUCUGAAGACAGUGGAGAAGAGUUGGAGGAUUCAGAGCAAACCUCCCCUUACCAGGUCGCGUGGUCUAUCCGAGAAAGCCUUGGCUAUGAGAGACCUGAGUCCGAUGAUGACAAUGCAGAUGACAGGAGUUCCAGGGUGACCAGACUUUGCACUUACUUUCAGCAGAAAUACAAGCACCUGUGCCGCCUGGAGCGGGCAGAAUCGCGGCAGAAGAAAUGCCGGCACACGCUGCGGAAAGCGCUGCUGCAGGCGGCCAGCCGGGAGCCCGAGCGCGCGGGGCAGCUCCUGCACGAGCUCCGGAGGGCUGCGUGCGCUUGCACCAGCACAAGCCAAGCAAGGCAGAGAGAUGCAGAACCAACAACCUGCAGUGGGACUUCGAAGGGAGAGCAGUGCACUAACAAGGCCCUUCCAUUCACCAGGCACUGUUUUCAGCAUAUCUUAUUGAACCGUUCUCAGCAGCUCUUCUCGAGUUGCACAGCCAAGUUUGCAGAUGGUCAGCAGUGCUCUGUGCCAGUUUUUGACAUUACACAUCAGACACCUCUGUGCGAAGAACAUGCCAAAAAAAUGGAUAAUUUCUUGAGAGGGGACAGCUCCCGUAAAGUUCAGCACCAGCAGCAGAGGAAACCCAGGAAAAAAACGAAGCCACCUGCACUUACCAAAAAACACAAGAAGAAGAGAAGGCGAGGCCCACGCCGGCCCCAGAAACCCAUUCCUCCUGCAGUGCCCCAAGGGAACCUCACCAUGCCUGCCACUGUCUCACUGCCAGUAGACAUACCCCACAUACGGAGUCCCUCCACUCCAGAACUCAGUGCCGAUGAGCUGCCUGAUGAUAUCGCCAAUGAAAUCACAGACAUUCCACAUGACUUGGAAUUGAAUCAGGAGGACUUCUCUGAUGUCCUGCCACGGCUGCCUGAUGACUUGCAAGAUUUUGAUUUCUUUGAAGGUAAAAAUGGAGAUCUUCUUCCAACCACAGAAGAGGCUGAAGAACUGGAACGGGCCCUGCAGGCUGUAACUUCUCUUGAGUGCCUGAGUACCAUUGGAGUACUUACACAGACAGAUGGCGUGCCAGUUCAGGAGCUGUCAGAUAGAGCGAUAGGGGUGUUCUCUACAGGUGCUGGAGCUCCAGGAAUGCAGUCCUUGAGUCGAGAGGUUAACACGGAUCUGGGGGAGCUGUUGAAUGGGCGUAUAGUACACGAUAAUUUCUCCGCUCUGGAGCUGGAUGAGAACUUGCUCCGUUCUGCUACCUUGUCCAACCCACCUACGCCCCUGGCAGGGCAGAUCCAGGGGCAGUUCUCAGCCCCAGCCAACGUUGGCCUUACUUCUGCCACUCUGAUAAGCCAGAGUGGCCUUGGGGAGAGAGCCUUCCCGGGACAGUUUCAUGGACUUCAUGAUGGCAGCCAUGCCUCCCAGAGGCCCCACCCUGCCCAGCUGCUGAGCAAGGCAGAUGACCUGAUCACCUCACGACAGCAAUACAGCAGUGACCAUUCACACUCCUCACCCCAUGGAAGCCAUUAUGAUAGUGAGCAUGUGCCGUCUCCCUACAGUGACCAUAUCACAUCCCCUCACACCACAUCCUUUUCUGGUGAUAACUUGGCAGCUACCUUCUCAGCAGAGAUGCCCAUGAUGGCACAGCACUUGCUCCCAACGCAGCUGGACGUGCCACUUAGCGGGGUGGUCAACCCCAGAACUCACUGGGGAAAUCUUCCUGUCAAUCUUGGGGACCCCUCUCCGUUUAGCAACCUUCUUGGUGCAGAUGGACACCUCCUGUCCACCUCCCUGUCCACACCACCUACCACCUCGCACUCAGAGACCACACAGCCUGCCUUCGCCACUGUGACCCCCAACAGCUCCAGUGUGCUUCCGGGGUUACCGCAGACCAGUUUCAGUGGCAUGGGUCCUGCCUCCGCUGAACUCAUGGGCUCCACCUCCCCCAAACAACAGCUCCCUCAGUUCAGCGCAGCCUUUGGGCACCAGCUGAGCUCCCACAGUGGCAUUCCCAAGGACCUGCAGCCCAGCCACAGCUCCAUAGCUCCUCCCACGGGCUUCGCAGUGACCGGUGCCACCGCUACCAGUACCAAUAACGCAUCCGCGCCCUUCACCACCUCCAACUGAGCUUGUCUGCCUGGCUCCCUGCAGCUGGUGCCCACGGAGAUGAACUCUGGAUAGGUAACGUUCCCAGAUAUCCUCUGGAAAACUUUAACUUUGGUGCAGAUUGCUCUGAUGUAGCUAACUGCGAUGGCAUUGGCUUCUACCUUGGAGUGGACUGAUUUACCCUGAAAUGACUCUCUAACCUGCAUCUUAAACAGUGUAGUUGGUUCUGGUGCAAGUAGAUUCAUUCUGAAGUGAUGGACAUUUUGAUUCUCAUGCAAAAUAGCUACAUCCUAGAAGGGGUUGAACCAGUUUCUCUGAACAGUGAUGACCUUCACUGUACAGUUUUGGGUAUGUCUCAGGGAUUCCUUGUGGAAAUAAGGGCAGUUAACAAAAAAAGAAAAAAAAGAAAAAAAAAAAGAAAAAAAAAGAAAAAAAGAAAAAAGUUAAUAGUUUUAAAAGUAAAUAAUAAUUUAAGUAGAGCGUCACCUAAGUGAGAGCGCAAGAAGGAGAAAUCUCUGUUCAGUUUUAUAGUCAACAGUGUCUGGCUUACGGACUCUUUCUCUUCUCGGGGCUCUCAUCUCAACUUCAACAUACAGAAUCUUUUUCAUCACGCUCAGCUUUAAACUUUUUAUUUAAAGAUACCCUUCCCCAAUGAGCUUUCAGAAUACUUAUUGUAGAUUUUAAGAGAAAUGGUAUAUUAAUUUAUGCUAUUAACAUCACCUCAUAAAUUAUAAGUUUUAUACUAAAGCUGUAUUGAGUGUAAUGAAUUAUGUUGCAUAUGUGUUUUUAAUAGCUAUAAAAUUAUAUACAAGCUUUUUUUGGAAAAACAAACUAGUGAAGCACCUUUUUACACUGGAUCUUUGCCGUGUCAAGGUGUACAGCUAUUCUUUGCUACCUUGCAGAUAUCUAUAUCUAUAUAUAGAUAUAUAUAUAAAUAAAAUAAAAUGGUAUCCUGUAUCAACAAGUAUAGAACUCUUUUUAACCCUUAUAUUACUGUUCCUAUAACUCUUUUUAAAUUUUGAGUGUUACAUUCUGCAAUAAUUUAUCCGUGGUUUGUACCUAUGAUUAGAAAUUUAGUUACAGGGUAAAUAGAUCAAAUUUAAAAAUCCAACUACUGUAGCUGGGAGUUGUGAACCAAGUUUGUAAGACCUUUUCUUUUUUAAAAUGUAUUUAUUUCCAGUUAGCUCUGUGAGUUGGAAUUUGAAAAGUUGGAACAUUAGGAAUCUACAGUGUCUUAUUCAGGAAUUUUCCCUUCCUUUCCUCACAAAGGAAUUCCCACUGUGACUUCUAAAUAGAAUUAGACUGCUUGUGUGCAUGUAUGUAUUAUAUAUACACACAAAAAUAUGCAUUGGGGGGGGAUGUAUGUGUGAUACGAAUGUGUAUAUUGUAUGUAGGUCAUAGUUUUGUAAAGAGAAAAGUAGUCAAGAGGUGAUGGAAUGUAUUGUAGAAAUGUGAUUAUUUAGUAGGGGGUUGUUAUGUCCUCACUGUUAUAUAAAUAACUGAAACUCUCUACUAUAUAAUCUUCUGUUAUAAGGCUAACUCUGAUAUCAUGUCAAUUUUACUGUUUUUCAAAUGAGUUGCUUUGAGCCCUGUUUAAAAUGCCAUGAAAAUACCAAGCUCCCAAAGACAGCCUUUAAAUAAAACAAAUGGGGGAGGAGGAGUGAUGGAAGAAAGGAGUUUUCCAGGACAAACUGAAUGGGAAGGUUUGCAUUCAGUGGGAUGGAGAGGCAUGAGAAUUGUUGUAUCUUUGCAAAUUAAUACCUGAAUCUCCUUCGGUCUGGCUUGGAAAAUGUUGUCAACCAGCGUUCUCGUGUUUUCCAAUUAGAUUGUAAGGGGUGCUGUUUGUGCAGUGGUCUCCUUUCCAUAAAAGGAUCUUGUCUCCAAAGCAGAAUUUUUUUCUCUUCUGAGGAUAUUUGUGUGUAUCAAUUUUGCCCCAAAAUUUCUGUUGUGGGAUUGCAGAAGAAAAUAUGCAUUCAGUCAAGGGAGUUUCAUUUAGGCUGUAAAAUUCUGAAUUUGAUUUUGACCACUUACCUUUUUUUCAUAAUUGGAGAAGAAAGAUUUCUUUAUGGGAGCUCUCACUUGAAAUGUGAGAAGUCAGAAACGUUCUUCAGAUUGGCUUACUCUUCAUAUUUUUCUAUUUAGGCUGGAGAAAGCCUAAUUGUUAUUUAUUCAUACAGUAUCACUUUUAUGAUGAUCCCAGUGACUUUAAAAACCUUUUUAGAAAAACAGAGCUUCUAGUAUUGAAUGGAAAUUUGAAAUUUUUUGCAAUUUUUCUUUUAUUCCCUUCCAUAUCAUGAUGUUGAUGCUCCCCCAGGCAUCUCUCUCCCUUUCCUUCUCUCCACAAUUUGUUUCUAGCACAUAUGCAUAGAGGCAAAAGGGUAGGGAGGUGGAAGUUAGUCAGAGGCCUUUUCUUCUGCUUAUUUGGUGGUAAUGGGAAUUAGGAGCAUAAAUCUUUAUGCCUUUAUGGAGGAGAAUAGACCCAUUUUUGUGUACAGAGAGGUAUAUCUGUAUGUGAGAUAACAGAAGCAUUUUGCUGAAUGUGGACUUGGCCUCGUAAUGUACAAUAAAUAUGUAUGAAUGCAAUCAAUCUAAAUCUAUAUAUACAUGCAUACAGAUUGAUAGGUGGAAUAUACCUUGUAUCACACACCUGUACAUUAGCUGUAACACCAGUGAGUGUGUGAGCUAAAGAGAGGGACUAUCCACAUCCACAUAACAUGUGUAACAGGUAAGCACUUGUGCCAGACAAGUUGUUUUAAAUUCUUCUGAAGGGUCUGGAUGACUCAGAGACUGAUCUGAGCUUGGCCACCAUUGGCUUGUGUUACCUCAGCCCUCACAGUGGAGUUUCCUUUCUGUGUCUCUGCUUUUGUUUUAUAUUUAGUCUCGUUGAGGCCUCUUGCAAAAUGCCAACUUCUUCUGCUUCUCUGCUCCAUUGCCUCCAUUCCAGCUCCUCCUUGUCCCUGCAUCUCUGCAGUUUCUCUUGCUAGCAGCAAUCAGCUUUAAUGGCCCAAUCCAGCUCUGCUUAUGCAUGAGGGAAAUUCUCUUGGUGACUGGAGUGGUAGCUGAAUUGGGCCCUGAGCAUCUUCUUGAACUUAUGCAACUUCCCCAGCUUCAAUUGUGAUUCAGUAGGACUGUGAUUGAUUUGCAGAUGAAUACAAACUUUUCAUGGAACCUGAUGCAGAGCUUCCUAGCAUAUUAAAAGGUUAACCCAGCAUUAUAUUUAAAUGGUCAAAAUGAGAAAACUGCGCCCACCAAAUACUAUCUUCCAAUUUUCAAC